AUGUCUGGUCACAACCUACACAAUGCUCUCCUCCGGCCUCCAAUCAUCCAAAUCCUUCGAGCGCAGGGCUUCCAUUCCACACGUCCUUCAGUUCUCGAAUCCAUUACUGAUCUAACGGCCCGAUACAUCAUGCUUCUCGCCUCAUCAGCUGCCGCGCACGCGGCCAACGCCCACCCCGAAGAUCCCGUUCCGGAGCUCGAAGACAUCUACCAAGCACUCCAGGAUGCCGGCGCGUUACGACCACAACUACGAGAGUGGGAGGAGGAUUGGGCCGGAGAAGAGGAUCUGCGCGGCUUGGACUCUCUCCUUGGGUGGAUCACCGGACCAACGCAUCGCGAGAUUCGUCGCAUCGCCGGCUUCGUCCCCAGUGAAGGCGAUAUGGUGGAUCCAGACGCGAUCGAAAAGGAAGAUUACCUAACGGCCUUGAAGAAAAAACACAGCAAGACGGGUGAGGAGACGCGCUACGCGGGCACAGUGCUAGGCAAGAGUGGCGAGCAGCACCCCAUCGAGAUCGCAGGUGGUUUCCCUAGCAUUCGUGACUGGGCUGCGGAUGCCCGCAAUCGAAAGUCCGAUCGCGCUGCAAGUGACAGCUCAGGCAUCAGCAGCGCCCCCAGCCAACUCUCUGAUGACGCGAUGGAGAGUUGA
This is a messenger RNA of Penicillium argentinense, 645 nucleotides long. RefSeq names its product Bromodomain associated domain protein. The transcript has a single exon. Lineage: Eukaryota; Fungi; Ascomycota; Eurotiomycetes; Eurotiales; Aspergillaceae. The record is from RefSeq and is a predicted model, not a curated record. The coding region runs from base 1 to 645 and encodes 214 amino acids. Gene Ontology annotation, molecular function: protein heterodimerization activity.